AUGGAUGUUCUGGCAUACCCUAAACAGUUUAGCUACGGGUAUCUAGCCAGCGAGUCUUGCGCUGGGCACAAAAUGCAGGUCAUUUUUGCUCUCGCCGAUGUGUUUAGUGUUUUCAAGGCCCCUGUACCGACAACUUCAAAUCUUGGUCUUUACAACAGCAAGGUCGACCGUCAAGCUCAGAUUUCGACUAUUCAUCUCAAGCAAAUAAAUUUGCAGGUCGGCGGUGCUACCUCCAGGUGA
Messenger RNA from Penicillium alfredii, 240 nucleotides. RefSeq lists its product as uncharacterized. Bases 1 to 240 code for a protein of 79 amino acids. Lineage: Eukaryota; Fungi; Ascomycota; Eurotiomycetes; Eurotiales; Aspergillaceae. The record is from RefSeq and is a predicted model, not a curated record. The transcript has a single exon.